CCCCCCCCCCCCCUUUAUUUCAUUGUCUCCAUUCGAGGCCGACUCCAACGUCGACCUCACUCGCUUGCCAUCACGAUCGCCCUCCCAGCUCAGCCAGUUCCCGCUCGCCAUCGAGGCGAUGGGCUAGGUUCCCGAUUACAAUCGAGCCGCUUUCUCGAUACCCCACCUCUGCCCAUGUCCAACAACAAUCGCCGCGUGUCGACCAAGCGGCGGCUCUCCCUGAUCAACGACGACGCGGACAAGCGUCAAAGGUCAGAGGAUAGCCACAUGUCCAUAGGUCGCUCCGCUAUUUCCUCUCGAGGGGAUGGCGCCGCGACGCCCCCCGCUGCCUCUUCGUCUUCAUCCCUGGAACAAGAGCCUGGCCCAGGUGAAUCUGGCUCGCUGUCGGCGUCACCGACCUCUUCGGACGGUGGAGAAGAAGCCUCUCGCGCUGCCCCCCGCCCUUCCACCUCGGCACCUCGGGCUCCGACAUGGCAGACUGAUGCCCCAACCCCUGAUCAACGACAGUGGCCGCGUGAACAACGGACCAACUUGCGUGCCAGCGAUGACAACCGCGAAGACCGCAAUCGUGACCAUCCCGACUCUCGUGGGACUGUCCCGUCUCGCCCAAGUGGCUCAGCUCACCAUGAAGAUCGCCGCAGCCCAUCUGGAGGCGCCUACGCCAACCAGCUUGUGCAGCCGCCUCCCAAGACACAAGCGGCUUUCGUCGGUAAGCUCUACUCCAUGCUUGAAGACGACAAGACCCGCAGGUCGGGCCUGCUCCACUGGUCGCAAGACGGCUCGUCAUUUGUGUGCCCAAACCCCACCGAGUUCUCAAAGGAAGUGUUGCCAAACUAUUUCAAACACAACAACUGGCAAUCGUUUGUUCGGCAACUCAACAUGUAUUCGUUUAACAAGGUUUCAGACCUGUACUCGACAGCCAACGCCGACCCACAGGCUUGGGAAUUUCGGCAUCCUCUCUUCCGACGGGGCGAGCCUCAUCUUCUGGCCAGUAUCAAACGCAAAUCCAACCGUCAGAAUCAAGACGUCCCUCACUCCUCUACCCAUCCGACGACGUCACCCAACGAGGACGAAACGAAGCCCAUAGUGUGGAACUCGACUGCUCACGCUGUUCCUCGCUACUCCCCACCCACCCGUGAUUAUCCAUCCUCUGCCCGCUCAUACUUUGGCCAGCCCCGCCCCCCAUCAAGGGAGUUCGACGCGAAUCUGCCAUCGAUGGGGACUACUAGCUCGCUGCCCCCUCAUGGUCGCCAAUACCACAGCGAGUCGUCUGUCACACGGUCAGAGACUGCCUUCCCUCAAGCCAACUCCAGUCGUCUCGGCGUGAAUGACACACUCAGUAACCAGGUGUCGUCACUGCAAGACACGGUCAACAGGCUGCACCAUGCCCUCGGCACCGAGCGAGCGGACAAUGCUCGUAACAACAUGGAGCUUACCUCCAUUCUGUUGGAGCAGACGCGCAUGCUUCUUGAAUGCGACGGACAGUUGCGUUUGCCUCGAGAGGCUCUGCAACGACAGUAUGAGGAUCUUCUGGCGCGGCGUGAUGGUAUCGACCGGCUCAACGUCUCUGAGGCCCUCAGCAGCAUGGCAAAUGCGCGAAGGAUCCCAACGGCUCCUGCGGCGCCUCUGGACCACAGCCGCCCAGCCACCAGUUACGAGCCCCCACGCCCGACCUCGGGAUACGAGCAACGACCUCCAUCAGGCUAUGAUCAGCGCCCGCUUUCCGGUUACGCUCAUCACGCCCCAAGCCCUUACGAUCAACCACACCGAGUGCUGCAGCCUCCAUUGGGCGACCCCAGGGACGGGCGCAUUCUGCACACCUCUGCGUCCUUAUCCCGCCGCCCACCAUCGCCAACUUUUGACCGUCGCCCAGCAACGAUUGACCAUGCCAGCAACUACUCGCCUCGUGCAUAUCCGGCCCCUCAGCGGGGGAUAGGGUUCGCCGAGUUCCGGUAUCGCGCUCCUCCUAUCGAUGGACCUCAUGUGCGCGAACGUGAUCGUGAUCGUGACCUACCUCCAUCCCGCGGUGGCCUCCCGCGUCGGCUCACCGAUCCCCCGGUGUCAGUGGAAGACGCUCCCGACCAGCCCAAAACAUCUCUCCGUAAUCUUCUCCACUAGUUUCUUCCCCGUGCAACCCGUAGUCCCCAUUUCCCUCCCCCCCCC
This is a messenger RNA of Cutaneotrichosporon oleaginosum, 2163 nucleotides long. RefSeq lists its product as uncharacterized. Gene Ontology annotation, molecular function: DNA-binding transcription factor activity; sequence-specific DNA binding. Gene Ontology annotation, biological process: regulation of DNA-templated transcription. The record is from RefSeq and is a predicted model, not a curated record. NCBI's taxonomy places the organism in Eukaryota, Fungi, Basidiomycota, Tremellomycetes, Trichosporonales, Trichosporonaceae.